AUGAGUUCACCUGCCGGCCGUGAGAGGCAUCCAAUACUCUUUCGACACUCCCCUCACUGGACCUAUGCGCCGAUGUGGGUGCUAAAGGUUCAGGAUGUGCUGAACAUGGAUGGAAAGUUUCUUCGACACCACGAGUUGAAGCAGAAAGGUCUUCUGAAAUUGCGCGAGCACACCGACCCCAAGGCGUGGGUAGUGUUUAUCUCACACCAGUGGCUUGGCCGGGAGCACCCCGACCCUCAUGGAGAGCGACUCCAUGUUCUGCAAGAUUUUCUGAGGGGGCUGAUCUGCUUGCAAGUUCAAAUCGAGCAUGACCCAACAACACAAUUCUUCAUGAAAGGUCGCAAGCUGACCAAGGCAGAGUGCAGGAAUCUGCAACAUGCUUACCUUUGGCUGGACUACUUUUGUGUGCCCCAGGCUCCUGAAGCCACAGAGGAGGAACAGAUUAAGUACAUAUUCUCCAUUCCUUUCUAUGUCGAUGCCUGUGAGCUUUUCUUGGCUAUGGUUCCCAGGUGUUACAACGAAGCUGGCGAACCUUGUGGGCUGCCCACGUGGUUGCAGCGGGGAUGGUGCCGGACCGAGAUGUGGUGCAAACUUCUGUCUGAUGCUUCGGACAUUCCGAUUGCUGUCGUUACCAGGGGGGACUCGGCAGAGUUUCCCACAAUGCGGUGGACAUUUCACACCAUCCACACGGGGGAGUUUAGUGUCGAAGCAGACCGAGCUUCCUGUCGCCAAGUCGUGCAGAGAGCUCUGCAGCGUAAGAUUGCUGAGCUAAAGAGCCACGGGGAUCUGGAUCGAUACAGGCUUUUCUCGGCACUCUUCGAAAGCCUGCUGGGCCUUCCUCCGCGACAGCGGAGCUUGAAGGAGUUUUUGGAUGACUUUGCCUUUAAAAGUUUGAAGAAAUGCCGAGGGCGAGUUGGGGUGGGCCCAGUAGCUUGUGCUGCACUGGCCGGGGACGCCCCGCUGAUUCAUGAGCUUGUGACAGCCAGAGCGACCCUACACAGCCGCACACGUGCGGAUGAAUACAUGGGCGUUAUGCCGGAAUGUACUCCUUUGCACUUGGCCUGUUGGUUUCGCUCCGAUAACUUGUUGCCCCUGAGGACUCUUAUUGAACUCAGGGCAAAUACCAUGGCUGGCAAAGGUGGGACACCUGGUCCGUUAAACUUCUGUCACACGGCAGAUGCCGUUGAGUUGCUGGUUGAGCACGGGGCAUCGGUCAAUGUCCCAACAUCUACGUUGUUGUGGCCACCUCUCCACACAAUGUGUAUGAAUGCGGCGGAACCCGAAACCUUGGCAAAGAUUUUGGAGUUGCGAGCCGACCCGAACGGUGACCCUGACGGCUCACAGCCCCUGGCGAUGCUCGGUGUUUGGGGCAAUUCCAACAUCUACUUGAUCGAAUCGGCGCAGCUGCUGCUGCGGAAGAAGGCGGACGUCAACAAAGUCUUUGAAACCGUUGGCAUCUGGCGCAUCAUUGAGCUGGGAUGUCGCGCCUAUGGCCUCUUCAGCAGAAAACCUCCAAUGAUGGUCAAGGUUUUUGGCAACUUUACAACGAACUGCCUUGGCUGGGCCGCCAUGUACGGCUGUGAAGACCUUGCUGUCUUCCUUCUUCAGGCACGGGCAGACACCGAGGUGAGAAACCAUCGAGGCUUGCGACCUAUUGAUCUUUCGAAGACUGCAUUCAUGCGACGGUUGAUUGCUGAGCCUCCACGGCACUACCUGUUCCUCUCUGAUAGGCUUCAUGUCGAAGACUUGUCCUGA
This is a messenger RNA of Symbiodinium sp. CCMP2592, 1755 nucleotides long. The record is from the annotation of a GenBank genome assembly. Lineage: Eukaryota; Dinophyceae; Suessiales; Symbiodiniaceae.